UUUGGAUUCGAAGGCGCGUCCCGACCCCGAGGGGUGGCGGCGCAAGCGCACUGCGGGGCGGGGCGGCGCUGCCCCCUAGCGCCGGGGUGUGGGAUGCCGGGCGAGGAGGGGGAGGACGCCGAGCCGGGGGCCGGGGGCGCCGCGCCCCCCGCGCCCCCCGCUCCCCUCCCCGCCCCCUCCCCGCCGGCCGAGGACGGAGACACGCGGCAGCGCUACGAGGAGCUUUGCAGCAGCCUCAACAUGGACGAGCGAGCCCGUUCCGAGGCCUGGCUUAGCUACCAGAGCAUGAAGCGCAACUACACCCUGGAGGGAAAUGAUCUGCAUUGGCUAGCGUGUGCCUUGUAUGUGGCUUGCAGAAAAGCAAUUCCAACAGUGAGCAGAGGGACAGCUGAGGGAAAUUAUGUAUCCUUAACCAGAAUUUUGCGCUGUUCAGAACAAAGCUUGAUAGAGUUUUUUAACAAGAUGAAAAAAUGGGAAGACAUGGCAAAUCUACCCUCCCAAUUCAGAGAACGAACUGAGAGACUGGAGAGAAACUUUACAGUUUCUGCAGUAAUUUUUAAGAAGUAUGAGCCCAUUUUUCAGGACAUUUUCAGAUAUCCUCAAGAAGAUCAACCUCGUCAACAAAGAGGAAGAAAACAGAGACGACAGCCGUGCACAGUGACUGAAGUUUUCCAGUUUUGUUGGGUGCUGUUUGUUCAUGCAAAAGGUAAUUUUCCUAUGAUCAGUGAUGACUUGGUCAAUUCCUACCAUCUCUUGUUAUGUGCUUUGGAUCUAGUGUAUGGAAACGCUCUCCAGUGUCCUAACCGUAAAGAACUUCUGAAUCCUAAUUUUAAAGGUCUACCUGAAGACUUUCAUAGUAAGGAUUAUAAAGUAUCAUCUGAUCCUCCCUGCGUCAUUGAAAAACUGUGUUCAUUACAUUACGGACUAGUUUUAGAAGCAAAAGGCAUAAAGGAACAUUUUUGGAAGCCAUAUAUUCGGAAACUUUUUGAUAAAAAGCUUUUAAAAGGAAAAGAUGAGAAUCUGACUGGAUUUCUAGACCCUGGGAACUUUGGAGAUAGCUUCAAAGCCAUUAACAAGGCCUACGAGGAGUAUGUUUUGUCAGUAGGAAAUCUCGAUGAGCGAAUAUUUCUUGGGGAGGAUGCAGAUGAAGAAAUUGGAACUCUCACAAGGUGCUUAAAUACAACUUCAGGAAUGGAAACAGCUGAAAGAGUACAAGUGAAGCAUAAUUUGCAGCAGCACUUUGACAGGUCCAAAUCGCUUAGGAUUACAACCCCACUUACUGGCCGCAAGUAUAUUAAAGAGAGCAACCCGUAUGUAACGCCGGUUUCCAUUGCAACAUACAGUUUGAGCCGCCUUCAUACGAUGCUGGCGGGACUGAAAAAUGCCCCCAGUGAAAAUCUGGAGCAAAUACUCAGGGCAUGUUCCAGAGAUCCUUCUCAAUCUAUUGCAAACAGAGUAAAAGAAAUGUAUGAAGUAUACUGCCAGAGCAUGCAGUCUGAAGGGGAAUUCAGUAAUUUCUCCAAAGAUGUAGCUAGUAAGCAUUUUCGUCGUGCUGAGGUGCUAUACUACAAGGUCCUGGAGUCAGUCAUUGAGCAAGAGAGGAGGAGGCUGGGAGACACUGACUUAUCUGCAAUACUGGAGCAAGAUGUGUUUCAUAGAUCUCUGCUGGCAUGUUGCCUUGAAAUAAUUACGUUUACGUACAAGCCACCUGGAAACUUCCCAUUCAUCACUGAAAUAUUUGACAUUCCAGUUUAUCAUUUUUAUAAGGUAAUUGAGGUUUUCAUUAGAGCAGAGGAUGGCCUUUGUCGGGAAGUAGUGAAACACCUUAAUCAUAUUGAAGAACAGAUCUUGGAAAGUAUGGCAUGGAAACAGGAAUCCAUACUGUGGGACAGAAUCAGAGAUAAUGAAAACAAAGUUCCCAUGUGCGAAGAGGUAAUGCCACCGCAGUACUUUGAGAGAUCCACUGGGAACAGUGUUGUAGGUUCACCGUUGACCCCAAGACGAAUUAACGAGGUUCGUGCUGAAACUGGAGGACUAGGAAAAGGCCUUUCGUCCUCUCCAACCACCCUAUAUGACAGAUACAGUUCUCCUACAGCCAAUCCUACAAGACGACGACUGUUUGUUGAUAAUGAUAAUACCUCUGACACUGGAACUCCAGUAAGAGUUUCACAACAGCCUGUGGUAAAUACAGUGCCUGUGCAGAACAUGAACCCUGAAGCCAUGUCGGUAACUCCAGUGCCCGGCCAGACGCUGGUUACAGUGGCAACUGCCACCGUAACAGCCAAUAAUGGGCAAACUGUUACCAUACCAGUACAAGGUAUUGCCAAUGAAAACGGAGGAAUAACUUUCUUCCCAGUCCAAGUAAAUGUAGGUGCCCAGCCUCACGCGGUCGCUGGUCCCAUUCAGCCUCUCAGUGCCCAGACUCUUGCUGGUACCCUGAACACACAGAUGACUGGGGCAACCCUGCAGUUACCAGGCCAGCUCACGGUUCAGCAGAUCUCUCCUGGAGAGCAAAGGCAAACCCAGCAAUUUAGCACAGCCAUCAGGCCUCGGAAGAUGGGCUCACUUUCACUCUUCUUUAGAAAGGUGUAUCAUUUAGCCAGUGUUCGUCUGCGAGAUCUCUGCGUCAAACUUGAUAUAGCUGAUGAGCUGCGGAAAAAAAUCUGGACGUGUUUUGAGUAUUCCUUGGUGCACUGCCCUGAAAUCAUGAUGGAUAGGCAUUUGGAUCAGCUGCUGAUGUGUGCCAUUUAUGUAAUGGCUAAGGUUACUAAGGAAGAUAGAUCAUUUCAGAACAUUAUGCGCUGCUAUCGGACACAACCACAAGCCAAGAGUCAUGUAUAUCGGUGCGUCCUGAUAAAAGGCCGGAGACGACGACGAUGCUCCGGCAGCAGUGACAGCAGUAGCCAGCAGGACUCACCUACAGACAGAAAUAAAGAGAGGAACAAAGAAAGAAGCAGCAGGGACUCCAGCCCAGUGAUGCGAUCCAGCAGCACCCUGCCUGUACCGCACCCCAACAGCGCUCCCCCUACGCCAACCCGGCUGACAGGUGCCAACAGUGACACAGAGGAGGAAGAGCGAGGGGACCUUAUACAAUUCUAUAACAACAUCUACAUCGAGCAGAUUAAAGACUUUGCCCUAAAGUAUACUUCAAAUGCACAGACCGACUCUCCUCCGCUCUCGCCCUACCCAUUUGUGAGGAUUGGCUCCCCUCGCAGGAUACAGCUGUCCCAGAAUCACCCUGUUUACAUCUCGCCACACAAAAACGAGUUUACACUCUCUCCUCGAGAAAAAAUAUUCUAUUAUUUCAGCAGCAGCCCGUCUAAGAGACUAAAGGAAAUUAACAGCAUGGUUAGAACUGGAGAAACUCCAACAAAGAAGAGAGGCAUUCUUUUAGAAGAUGGUACUGAAGCACCAGCUAAGCGAAUCUGUCAGGAGAAUCACACUGCUCUGCUAAGACGACUACAAGAUGUAGCAAAUGACCGAGGGUCUCACUGAGUCAGUCCACUGUUCCAGCACAGGUAUUCCCUCUCCGCCACUCAUAGGGCCAGGCUGCUGAGUGCAGCAUGUGGGUUCACUGGGCCUUUGCCAGUGUCUUCAGCCAGGCUGUCCCCUCUUCCCAUCUUGCUGCCCCAGGCUGCGCCAAGCCUUGUGCUCCUCCAAAGGGGCAGGAGAAAGGGCUUCCCCUGCCCUUGGGGCAGCAAGGAUCCGCUUCAAUCCUGCAUCCCCACCUCAGCCUGUGGUUACGCUCCUCCUAAGGCAAGCCAUCCACCUCCAGCCUCGGGCUUCAGAAAGCAACUGAAGAGCUUUUUGGUGCUUGGAGAAUGCAUCCCCAGUACAGCUUUCUACACUUUCUACCUUGCAACAGGUAUUCAAAUCCAUUUCCUCUAACCAUUUUUGUCAGUGCUUUGCCCUUACCAUCUUUGGACUAGCAAGUGAUACAUGCUGCAGACACAGGAGCAUGGCACCAAGAUACCCAUAUUCGUCGGUGUCCUGGUUGUUACAGUAACGAGCUCCACAGAAAUGAUAAUUUACAAGUAAUGUUCUAGCAACAUCCAGCUCUGCUUGGAAAGGGAAGAUGGGAAUCAUCUUUUUAAGCCCUGAAGGAAGCUGGCUGAAUGGAUCUUUUCCACAUUUAGGAUGUUUCAUGUGCCCCUGAAAACCAUCACAUCAUUUUGCUUUACUGUUUGGGCACCUUGUUUAUAAAGGUAGAUCAUUUUGUUUAUGCAUUGUUUCUAGCUGUGCAAUGUUCUAAAGCGAACUCUCGUUCAUAAGGUGGCACUUUUGAUAGGGCUGUGAAGCAUCAUUUUUAAAGGCAGAUUAGUUUUGCUGUAUAUUUGCAAUGGCACUUUCUAAAUGUGAAUUUUUUUUUCAAAGGCUGACUUCAGCCGUCUUUCUGUAUGGAAGCGAUUUGACUUUUGUAUUUAUUUUUAAAUUGACAUCCCACAGCUCCCCUCUUCAGCAAAUGGCAUUAAGAAUUCAUUUAAACUUGAUGUAUAUGCAGUAACGAACGCAGGCAGCUCAGGAUGUUUGCUUGUUUCGAGGAAUUUUAUAUGCUUGUAAUGUUUCUUCAGCUUGCUUUUCCUGAGCAUCAGGAAAUAGUCACCUUGCUUACUCAGUAGAGAGAGGGUGGUGCCCAUGUCCUAACACAUAGACUUAGCUGCUUCGUUUGUUUUUACAGGAAAGGGUUUGUGGGCUUUUGGUUGGGGUUUGGUUUUUUUUAAGUGUACUAAAUCAGGCUGCCUGAGAGAAAUCUCUCCCUGCUAAUAGGAUAAGGAAGCAGUGCAUAUAUUAGACUUACUAGAUGUUUUCAUUUAAAAUAGUUCCAAAAUACCAGACUUCUUAGGAAAGUGCGAAACACACUAACCACUAGUACAGGAUGCCAAUUUACUCUUUUUUGGUGACAUGACUGGGACAGUAGUGUUGUUAAUGGAAAAUGUAGCACACUCAGAUUCCAGAAGUUUUUAUAAGUAAGCAGAAGUGAAAAGCUCUGUUUUCAGUCAUUCCUGGUCCUCUGAAUAACAGUUGAAUUAAGUCCUAAAUCUUCCCAUAAGGUCAAUUAAAAGAUAAAAGCAUCUUUCAUUCUUACCUGCAUAACAAGAAGACUGAAGUCGAGAAAUUGUGUAGAUGUUUCUGUAAAAAUAUUUAUGAAAUUGUCAGACAAUUCUUGUUACUUUGCACCAUUUACAUUACUUUGUAUGGAAAUAUUACAAGUGUAUUUUUCAAUAAAGAAUUUAUAAGCUCAUAA
This is a messenger RNA of Phalacrocorax carbo (great cormorant), 5245 nucleotides long. The record is from RefSeq and is a predicted model, not a curated record. Lineage: Eukaryota; Metazoa; Chordata; Aves; Suliformes; Phalacrocoracidae.